GGAGAGAAAGAGAAGGAGAGUUGAAAAGAAAAAAUCUCUCUAUAGGUCUCCUCCUUCUUCAAUCGACGGUGCAUAACUCUGUUUCGCGUUACGAUCGGCCUGACUUUCACGCGCACAGUCACACAGGAAAUGCAGUUUAUGGAUCGCCGCGCGAAAGUCUGAUAAGGAAAAUUGAGAGGAUGACGUCAGAGGAGAGUCGAAAUUGAUUCUCCGUCGUUCGAUUCGGUGAUGUCGAGGAUAACUCAAGUUUUCGUUUUCACCUUCCUCGUCGUCGUUCAAUUUUUCUCCUUCGAUUUCUCGUUCGAAUGUCGAAAAGUCGCAAGAAACGUCAAAGAUGACGGUAGUGCCGCUGGUGACAUCGCGAACGUGCACGCGGCCGUCAGUAAGCACGAGUUGCUGCACGAGCUGCGUACCGUUGAAUAUCGCUCUCUCAUAUUCUUCCAAUCAAAUUCGAGACUGCGUUAAUCUUCUCUUUAUCUUUCUUUCAAAUCGAUCGAAGAUCGUUCGAACAUUAUCGAGGAUUUCGAGGUCUCCUUUAGUCGAGUUGACGUCUUCUUUGUUCCAUUUAAUCGACGUCGCAACGCUGAAAUGAUUCCCGCGAAAAGGUUUAUGCUCAGAGUCUCUAUGGCACCGUGGUCUUGGAUGGAGAUUCCUGGCUUGUUUAUUGGCUAGAUCGAGCGUUACGGCAUGGUUUACGCGUAGAAAGACACGGAUAUUGGGGUACGGCCAGAGAACUAAGUCAUCAGGAUACCGUCGUGGUGAUCCAUGCUCUCCAAAGCGUACUAACUUCCAUAGGAAAAGUUCUAUAUAUUUUCUAGGUAGAGCAUGGUUAUAUCAUACCCUCAGCGAAGGCAGCUUCGAAAGUUAUUUAGCCUGCUUACUGCGGGAUAGCAAAACUUUAAAGAAACAAUACUUUCCCCAUGCGCUUGUCCGCGACGCCGAUAAGACCAACCAACUUGUGAAUCUCCUCGCUGGUCUAGAAAAUGUGUCCUUCACUUUACAAUUAGAUGUGACACACUUGGACAUCUGCAAUUAUAUGCCGCAAAGGCCUAUGAGCAUAAACUCUUCUGGAACCGUGUUAUCUUUACAUCUGAGAUCUUCUAGCGUAUGUUCGAGCUUAGCUUCGCCCGGCGAUAGUGGUGUUGCGUUUGACAGUGACAUGGACCUCGCGAAUGAAACCGAUGCCAGCAGUUAUAAAGAAGAAGACUCUUCGAUGGAUGAUAUUCCGGAUUAUCGAAAUAAUAGAUACAAAGUUAUCAUCAACAAUUGCAUACAAGAGAACAAAAAUUUUAGCUCGAGCGAUUCCAGCGAGGAUGGAAAGACACCGAUGCAGUCUCCUGCGGUUACAAAAUUUCAAAAUGUGAUUAUGACGAAGAGUGACAUCGCGAAUCAAAACUUAACCAGGAAGCUCGAAGAUAACGAACUCAAUUGUUCGAGUUUGGACACUUUGAAAAGUUAUGAUUUUUACAGCAGAAGCCUUGAUACCGUUCACUUGGACGCGGUGAACAAUAAAUGUGACAACGGAAUAAAAGAAAUAAAUAAAAGGAGCAGCUAUUACGGGGACGGCAGCUAUAGCUUCAAGAAGAACAUCGAUCCUCGUAAUUCCUACGUGAUUAAUAACGAUACAAAUCUCUUGGAAUUGAGUAUGACCAUUUCUGAUUGCGAUAAUAUAGAGCCUCCUUAUGGUAUUCUGAACACACUUAACGUGACGGAUGCGAGCAUUUUGUCGACAUCCAGCUCCGAAGCCAUAGUGCAACGUAGACAACGUAAGAAGAAGCGCGAGAGCAAGAAACGCGUUAGUUUUCACGAGGAUAUUCUAAAAACGAUGAAAUUAGAUGACGAUGAGAGCUAUGCGGAUUUCUCUAUGAGCUUUCUAACACCGAACUCGAUUCAAAAGAAGGACGCUCAGAAGGGACGUUACAGUUGGUGUGGACACGGAGAUUCUCCUUACGUUCAAAAGAGUACCAAUACGAGAAACGCGCAUUCCGAUUAUUAUUCCUUUUCUUCGUCGUCGAGCGUAUUCGACAGUGAUAUCGAAAAGAAGGGAACGCAGAAGUUAUGCAACCAGACGUUGUGUCAGAAAAAUUGUAAAUGUUCUUGCGAUCUAUCUCUGCCAGAACGUGGUUCGCCAGAAGGACAAGAAGAUCCAGCUAAAAGUUUAAGACCAAAGAUGGAGAUAGAAUUGGAAGAGAACGAGGCACAAGAAGCGUACAUCGUUGAAAAGCAGUACGGAAAUAUCGUCGAGGAUCCGCCGGUAAAAGUAGAAAUGCCGAGAGCACAGAAUUCUAAGAAAUACGCCAGUUCUAGCGAUUGGUCCGACGUAGAGAGCGUCGCAACUUCCGAUUUAGAAGAGCGCAAGAUCAAUAGGCAUUUGGCUUCGCCGUCUAAAAAACGUAACAUGACCUCGAUAUUAACCGGUGAAAGCAGUAGUAAAUUAUUAGCGCCUCCUUUACGACAAGCACCAUCGAAAACAUCGUUGUUGAGUAGAUUUUUGAGAUCUAUCACGGAGAGGAAAUUUGAAAGUAAAAAAACCAAGAAACCACAGAAGGCUAAUCCGUUGUACAUCAAAGGGGUCAAAGCAAAUUACGAUUCGUUUAAGGAUUUCAACGAUAAUCUCGAUAGAGAGAUACAAGAAAAUGUUGCUGCAGAGAAGCAAGAGUUUAGCGGAGAGAAGAUCAGCCUAAAAUUACGAGAAACCUUUAAGAAGCAUAUUUACAGAGACAAAACAGAAGAGUUGUAUAAAGUUUAUAAAGUUAGAAGUUCGUACAUGACGAACGGAGAGAGCAAGCCGAUGAUCGCUUUAUUAACGGACAAAACAUUAUACUUAACCGGCUCGAAGUUGGAUCAUUCCUACAGUAACCAAUUCGUAAUUCCUUACAACGAGCUAGACGUUAUAAUGAUUGGACCAAAUGCACAAACGAUUCUUAUCUCUAACGCCGAUUAUGAGAUGCAGUAUCUAUUUUCCACUGGCAGUUCGCAUACCACCUCGGAAUUAAUUACGCAUUUGGAAAUAGCCAUGAGAAGAUCACCAUCGAAGCCUCGAUUGCCGGCUGUUAAAGAAUUAAGUUAUGAAGACAUGCAUAUUCUGAAGCAGUCGAUAUUGUCUGAUACUGCUGUACAUCCUGAUGAAAAAAUAGAACAUUACAGUCUUAUUUAUAUGGAGGAUGAACAUAUGUCUCCUCCGAGCACACCGUGUGGCCCAACCAAAGAAGGCGAUCUUAUGUUUAGACCACACACUUAUCAGCAGAUACAUCCUAAUGCACCAAUAAAUCCUUGGGAAGCUGGAUAUUUUGUUCUUAAAGGAGGCGUGGUUUACAUGUUUACAGAUUCGAAUCAACGCCUUCCUAAACGUGCCAUUCCGUUGAAGGGUGGUCUUUGUCAAGGUUGCCGAAGAAUUCCCAACUCACAUCGACCGCAUACGUUCGAAAUACUUUUGAAACCAAAUAAAGCGUUUCAAUUUGCUGCUCCGGACGAAUACGUUGCUUCCGAAUGGUUGCAAAGUUUCGUGCAAAGUGCGUCUGGUUUGUUUGAUUGUUCUGAUAAGAGAGAACCUAUGCCCUGUAGUCUUGUCACGACUACAAGACAUCUAGUUGCCAUGAAAGAAGUAUAUCCAGGUACUCAACGCAAUCAAACGUUAUCGUGUGCUUCUGUGGAAGACUUAACAGCUUUCAGAGUACCCUUACCCGAACAAUCUUGGUGUAUAUUGGAAUUCGCUUGUCGGGAGGUUCACGAGAGUAGCGGUGAUUGGGUGAUAUACUUUACCAAUUAUACCGAGCUCUGUACUUUCAGAGAGAUUUUACAAACGUUAUGGGCUGAUGCGGAUUUGGGUGAAUUUCCUAUGGUUACGCUUCCUCCAGAAGAUAAACUUCAUCGACGCUGUUCGGACGCUAGUAAAGAUUUAGAAUAUGCUUGGCAAUAUUUAUUACCGUCAACGAUCGAAUAAGCACUAAGGUGUAUUCAUAUACACCUUACACACGAUAGAAACCCUUAAGAGAAAUAUUUUACUUUAUCUCCUGAUAAAAAGAAAAGAUCGAAAAAUUGCAUAUUGAUAACCUACAAGGUAAUAUUGAAGAAACGUAAAAACGUAAAAUGAUAUAGUACACUAUACAUUUAAAAUGCUAUGUUAUUCUAUUCCUGUGAAGUAGCAUACAACUAAAUUUUAAUGUAUGUAUUAUAUUUUAGUUUGAUUAAUUAAGCAGAAAGUUUGUGUAACGAAUUGAAUUAUUAGGUUGCCUGAUUCGAAUAGAUUAGUAAUUCUAAGUGAUAUUAAUCGUGCUAUGCACAAAACGGUGCAAUAUAUCGUCUCUAGUAUAAAGUUUUGUGAUUAUUUGCUAGUAAUUUAUAUUGAUAAAUGAAUUGUAAUAUAAUGGCAAUUGUGAAGGGUUGUGUUGCAUCACAUUGUAUGAAUGUCUAUGUACUCACAUUUAUCCAAAAAGAUAGGGUAAUAUGCAUUAAUUACGAUUAUCUUUGAGACAAUGUUCUUCAAAAAAAAAAAAAAAAAGGAAAAAAAAAGAAAAAAAAAAUCAUAAGCUUAGAUUAACUUCGCAAAAUAAUCUAAAAAUAUUACUCUGUAUACUGCUUAUACAAUGAGUAUACAAUGUAUGAUUAACAUUCCUAGUACAGGUACAGGUAACAGAGCUUUCUAAUUUUAUUCUUACAAUCGUACCUACUGAUUUACACACGCUAUUGUAUAAUAUCUUAACUUUUCAUUACAUUAUGAUUUUUCACGAAGAUUUGCUUGAAACAUUGAAAAUGUAAAGUUACAUAUAUGAUCUCAAAAUAUUACGUUUACGCUAUUGAAUUAGAUGGUUUAAGAGACUUCACGAGUCAUUAUGCGAUUUGUAAUGCUAAAAUCUUGUGAAGUAUCGUGGCAAGACAAAUAAUAAAACAGUUGUAUAUUAUUAAAAUUGCAUACAUACAAUUUCUGUUCGAUCUAACGAAAUAAUAAUUAUAUUAUAGAGUACAUCUAUUGCUAAAAUUAUAAACGACUAUAUUACGAUUACCAAUUCACUAAAAAGCACAUGUACCUUCAUCGAAUUCUAAAAAGUAAGUUAUAUAGGCAGCUUUUAUUUGUGGUCUAAAAUAACAUCCUAUUCUAUAAUUUCAUAAUUUUGUAAGUUUACCUAUUGAAUUUAUUAUUGAUGCAUUAUGAUUAAAAUUCAUACUUCAUCAUUUUCUAAAUCGUCAAUGUAGAUUUAACAAUAUAAUUUGAUUUAUGUGAUAUAUAAAUCAUAGUAAUAUUAAUUUAUAUAUUGUAUUCCAUUUCUUCUUGUAAAUUAUUUUCAUUUAUGUGGAAAGCAUAUAGUGAUAGAUUUUUUACAUAUUACAGUUAGCAUCUAAUAUAAAUAUCAAAUCUGUAUACUUUCCACAUAAAUUUUUAUUCGACAGAAAUACUAUAACAGUUAAAAAUUAAUAAAACUAUUCCAAACUAGUCAAAUAAACAAGCUUGUUACAUUCUGUAAUCAUUGCCAAGAAUAAUUUUUCAUUAAAGUUAAAACUUUCGCUCGAAGCGUGUGACUUUAGCGACAAACAUGGACGGAAUAUAAACUAAGAGUGCAACAGGGGAAUACUCCUUACUAUGCACUCCUUGCAUUAACGAAUAAGCUCGUGCGAGCUAUACUUUUCUCGCGUGAAACCAAACAGUUAGUUAAUUAAUUGGUAAAGUUAGCGCGUGAUAGAAAUUUUGUAAUAAAAGUAGUAAUAUAUCUAAUGAAAGCAAAAAUAACAAAAGUCAGAUUAUACUUCCGUGAAGACAGAUUACUUUUCAGUAAUGUUCAAAGUGUUUCUUAAUUCUAUAAACUUUAUAUUUUUUGUUUCUAGUUAAACUUACACAUAUAGCUAAAGUUUAUUUAAGUAGCCAUUCGCCCGGUACUACUUGCGUUGUAUAAUUUAAACAUAGAUUUCGACAUAUCACAAGCAUUAUCAACCCAGAUCACACCUCGUGGAGGAUGUGGCACGACGGAUUAGCGGGGUUUCUCCUCUAAAAUUCGUGUUCGAGAUACCUUUCCGCUUCGGGAGCUUCAGGCUUCUCAGCAAACUGGAGAUAUGUAAAACUCCGCUUACAAAUAUGCAGCCAUUCGCCCGGUAGUACUUGCGUUUUAUGAUAAUGUAUAUAAUUUAGUUAUAGAUUUUAGAUAUAAUUUAGACAUAGAUUCCGAUAUUGCGCAAGUACUACCGACCCAGGUCCCACCGCGUGGAGGUAGCUGCAUCUGGGGACCCACGAACUAACGGGGACUCUACUCUCUAAGAUUCGCGAGACCGGCGUGAGCAAAUAAUCGCCGAACAAAUAAAACGAAGUCCCCGGUAGGACUUUUAAUCGCGCUCGGACACUCACGUGAGUGUCCGAAUGACUCUACUGCAAAAUACGCAUUACCGGCGUAAUCUUAUCUCUAUAUUAAGCAAAUAAAACUAAGUCCACGGUAGGACACUUAAUUCGCGCCCGAACACUCACGUGGUGUUAGUACAACGGUAAUUCUACUCUAAAAUACGCGUUCCCGGUGUUCGCGAGGCAACAUGAGCGAACAGAGACAUCAAGUCCGCAACGGUAUCCUACUAGGGAUGACGUUGAGGCCGUCAGCCUCGGAUGCCCACAUCCCACCUUUAAGCACGACCGUCCGUGCCUUUCGUAUUUCGAACAAUAAAACGAAGUCCACGGUAGGACUUUAAUCGCGCCCGAACAUCCACGUGAGUGCUAGAAUAACGGUGACUCUACUCUAAUUCGCGGUCCCGCGGGGUUGCAUACACCUCACCAUGGACUCAGGUGACUAUAGAUAUAAGGUGGGUCAGUCAACGGACUGAACAUCCUUACAAAUAGCCAUAUACCAUCCUCCUCAGUAGCACAUAGACCGUCUCACUCUACAGUCAUCCGAUGACCGUAUCACGACCGGUCAUAUAUUCGUUUUUAGCAAUCAAACGAAGUCCAAUAUCGUAGGACUUUUCAUCGCGCCCGAGAACACCACGCCUGUGUCCGCCGACACACGCGCGAGUGUUCUUUCUAUCCUACCCGUAAUCGCGCCUAACAAUCGAAUAUGAAGCAAACCCUUCGACGAUACAUCGAACCUGCGCCGACAUAUCGAUAUCCGUGAAGAAGAGGAGAAGAAGAAGAGGAAGAAAAGAAAAGAAAGCCGGAACGUGCGCGCAUGUGAGAACCAUAGAACUCGGAAGAGAAGAAAGAAAAGAAUAUCAGUAGGAUGCGAUGAAACACGUGCACGAACGCGUGAAAUAGAUGAAAUUGAAAAGAAAAGAUGGGCAUAGAACAUCGACCAAAACCAGAGAACGAAAAUCUAGCUGGGUUUUUGGUAUUGAAAGAAGGAGACCCGCACAGAAGCCCACGCCCAUGAGCCCCUCCCAUGGGUCCCACCCGAGAGAGACUAUGAUAAUUAAUCUCGAAUAAAUAUUUCAAUAUUAUAGAUCUAACAAUUUCAAAGAAUAGAUACGUGAAUUGACUAAUGAAUAUACGGAAAGUGUAAGAAAGAAUGUAAAAUGUACGUCCUUCGAUGUUUAAUUUGGAAUUACAUAGGAGAAAUUUUGGAGAAGUCUUAAAGAACGCAGCCAUUCGCUCGGCAAUACUUGCACACCAUAAGAUAUUGAUGAAACACAAGUACUUCCGACCCAGGUCCCACCGCGUGGAGGUUGCUGCAGUUGGAGACCCACGGGCUGACGGGGUCUCUAGUCUGAAAUUCGCGUGACCGGCGUGAUCAAGUAAUCGGCGUUCAAUAAAACGAAGUCCCCGGUAGGACUUUUAAUCGCGCCCGAACACUCCCGUGAGUGUUAAAAUAACGGUGACUCUACUCUAAAUUCGCGUUCGCGGCGUCCACGUACCAACCGAGAAUUCAGGCGGCUAACAGGAGGAGGGUCAGUCCACGCUUACGGAUAGCAAACCAUAUUACUCGGCAGCACACGAACCGACACACGACCGAUCAUUAUUCGGUUUAGCAAUCAAACGAAGUCCAUUACCGUAGGACUUUUAUUCGCGCCCGAGAACACCACGUCUGUGCCCGCCGACACAGGCGGAAAUGUUCUUCCUAUCGUACCCGUAUUCGCGUCUAACAAUCGAUCAUGAACCGAACCUUUCGACGAUACAUUGGACCUACGCCGAUAUAUCGAAAUCCGCGAAGAAGAGGAAAAGAAAACCGGAACAUGCGCGCACGUAAAACCGAUAGAACUCCGAAGAAAAGAUGGACAUAGAAUAUCGGUAUUCCCGACAUAAACCAGAGUACGAAAAUUGAGUUCGAUUUUUCCGUACUGAAAGAAGGAGACCCGCACAGAAGCCCACGCCCAUGAGCCCCACUCAUGGGACCCACCCGAGAGGAACUGUAAUAAUUAUCUUGAAUAAUUAUUUCAAUUAUUACAUACGUCAAAUAUAUUAAUAUUACUACGCGAAUCCACGAAUAAAAAUGACUGUGAACUUAUUGCUGGAUAUACGAAAGAUGUAAGAAACAAUGUGAAAUGUAAUUUGGAAUUACAUAGAAAAGAUCUUGGAAAAAUGUAGAAAUGUGCAGCCAUUCGCUCGGAAAUACUUGCAGCUUCCAAGAUUUCGAUACACAACAAGUACUGCCGACCCAGGUCCCACCGCGUGGAGGUUGCUGCAUGUGGAGACCCACGGACUAACGGUGACUCUACUUUUUACUACUUCUACUACUAUCAAGAAAGCAAAGCAACGGGGCGACCUCCACUCCCGACGAAUUCAAGCCUCCAAACGCUAAAAUUGCAGCCCCAUGCGUCUCCGCAUUUGGGAACCGACUUACGCAUAGCUCAACUAUCCAACAUCGGAAGCUUCGAUCACCACUUAAGCACGACCGAUUGUGCUUUCGCGACAAACGCCGGAACCCAAAAUGGAAUCUACCGCAGUCACGAUACUUACGCGAGCAUUCCGGAAACACUCACGCGAAUAUGUUGAAUGCGUUAGAGCCAAUUUUGGACUUAAUCGCGCCCGAGAACACCAACGCCUAUGCCAGCCGACAUAAGCGAGUGUUCUUCUAUCUUGCCCGAACGGGAGAAAAGAAAUCCAUCUACGCCAGAGGUAGAAAGAUUCUUUAAACACCCGUGUAAAAAUCUAAAUCCCUCCAUGGUCCUUGGGCGGUGGAACGGUUGCGGCACGUGGAAAUGCACGGACUAACGUGGACUCUACUCUAAAAUCCGCGAUCCGAGAUGCCUUUCCGCUUCGGGAGCUUCAAGCUUCUCAGCAAACUGGAGAUGUAUAAAACCCCGCUUACAGAUCGCUCCACCGUCCACACCGUCGGCUUCAGACAUCUCGAGACACGACCGGUCGUGUCUAUUUCGAUUCCCAAAUCAAAACGUAGUCCUCGGCAGGACUUAAACUCGCGUCCGCGAACACCCACGCGCGUGCCGGCCGUCACGCGCGUGGGUGUUUUCUCUAUCAUUCGCGUACGGAAGCAAGGAGACAUACCCUCCCUGCAUAUAAUAAAGAUUAUAUGCAGAGAAGUUCCUUUAACUCCCGUGUAAGAAUCCGUCCCUCCAUCACCUAACCUGAAACAGAAAAAUAAUAAAAGAGUAAAAGAUAAUCCUGUAAAAAUUACAUGCGAAAUUAUAUGUAAAAUGCCAUUAUAUACAAUAACUUCCCUGUAAAAAUAUAAUUUCACCAUGGUAGAUCCGUCGAUGACCUAACCUGAAACAUAGAAAGAGAAAAAGGAGAAAAGCAUAUUAUAAUAAGUAGAAAUAUAGAUAUUAAAAAGAAGUGCAUAAAUAAAUAUAAAUGCAUAUAAUUAAUACGUAUAUAUAGGAUUAAUAAAAGUCUAUAUUGAAUCUAAAUGUAUGUAAUUAAUAGAAAUGAAAAGUAAUUCAAUAAAUGAAAUUCACGAUGA
Vespula vulgaris is the source of this 9824-nucleotide messenger RNA. It is a transcript of the gene prd1, whose product is annotated as pleckstrin homology domain-containing family M member 2. Gene Ontology annotation, molecular function: kinesin binding. Gene Ontology annotation, cellular component: endosome membrane. The record is from RefSeq and is a predicted model, not a curated record. The transcript has 9 exons. The coding region runs from base 1037 to 3943 and encodes 968 amino acids. Gene Ontology annotation, biological process: positive regulation of membrane tubulation; regulation of protein localization; Golgi organization. NCBI's taxonomy places the organism in Eukaryota, Metazoa, Arthropoda, Insecta, Hymenoptera, Vespidae.